Dendrobium catenatum is the source of this 995-nucleotide messenger RNA. RefSeq names its product BRI1 kinase inhibitor 1. The record is from RefSeq and is a predicted model, not a curated record. Gene Ontology annotation, cellular component: plasma membrane. The coding region runs from base 37 to 927 and encodes 296 amino acids. Gene Ontology annotation, molecular function: kinase inhibitor activity. Lineage: Eukaryota; Viridiplantae; Streptophyta; Magnoliopsida; Asparagales; Orchidaceae. The transcript is spliced from 2 exons.
UCCUUAUAUUCAUUUUCAAUAGAGCCCCUUACAUCAAUGGCCACGGAAAACACAAAGAAAGCAGCGAAGUCGGAAACAGCUCCAACGUCACCGUCGGCGGCGGCGGAAUCACCGCCAUGGUCACCUCCUCCUCCACGUCCUCCUCCUCCUUCUCCUUCCUUGUCCUCCUCCCCAUCCCACGAGUUCUCUUUCACAAUCUCUUUUCACGCUCCCAAAACCUUCUCCGCCACCACCAGCGCCGCAGCUGCCGCUGUUAAGCUCAGCAAGUCUUCCUCUUCUCUUCUUGACUUCGACCUCUCCCCCGCCGACGACAUCUUCUUCAACGGCCACCUCCUCCCCCUCCACUUCGUCUCUCACCGCCCCUCCGACAUCUCCAUACACAACGCCGAUUUCCAUCCCCCCGGCCAAAUCGGAGCAGAGUAUGUGUCUAUAACUCAAAAUUCUUACAGAGAGACCAGCAACACCGCCGCCGCCGCCGCUGUUUCUACCUCAGACUACAAUGGCCGUAGCCUUUCCAAAUCCUUCCCCUUAAUUUGGCUCCGAAAAUGGCUGAGAGGAAAAGACGGCGGAGAAGACAGAGUUGAGGAAAAGCAGAGGAAGAAGACGAUAAAGAAGAAGGUUUUCGGCUUCGGCUCCCUGUGGAAGAAAUACACAAGCUUGGUUGAGUCGUUUCACUUCCUGAACUAUUGGAAAGAAAAGAGGGAAAUAAGGCGGAGUUCUCAGUUCUCCUUCUCCGGGGACGGUCGGCUGCGGGGCUGGCACGGUCAGGGAGGGUUGUCGGCGCCACCGUCCAUUCGGACAUCGCCGGCAAACAGCGGCCUCCUUGGGACGCCUCCGACGACUAACUUCUCAUCGGAGGAGCUACAGAAUGCUAUUCAGGCUGCCAUUGUACACUGCAAGAACUCCAUUGCAGUUGAAGACGACUAAUUAAGUGUUGAAGCAGAGUGUUGUUAUUGCUAAUGAUUUGUUUAAUCUUCUAUAGAUUGCUUGAUUAA